AUGAAGAAGAUCUCGUGCAAGCGGUGUCGAUUCAGAAAGCUGCGAUGCUCUCGAACAGAGCCCUGCCAGAGCUGCUCAUCAGCAAACCAGCCCUGCGAAUACCGCGAUUCUGACUGCAAGACACGGCCAGUCUCAACAGAGUAUACCGCCAGUUUAGAGAGCCGAGUAGCAUGGCUCGAGUCUUUCAUUCUAUCCCUGGCUGACGCCUCCCCUGAAGACCGAGAGUCUCGGUUAAAGUCAUUCAGGGCCACUGCUCGACCGCAUAACGAGGCGAACCAGCUAGCAACACUACUCCCAUUAAAGUACUGUCAAGGAUCUCUGCAGCCAGGCCCUGGAGGAUCUCUCAUCUACCAUGGCCCGACGAGUAUCCAUCGCACAUGGUCAACACAGCCAACAGCCGGACUCUCGCUCAAUAUCCCACCGGACAGCGCGCAACACCCAAUAUCCAUAUCCCUGUCUGCAUCCUUACUGGCAACCUCAUACGAGUCAAUCACCGAGAUCGCCGGCUUCAAUCUAGAAGAUGAGGACGAGGCCAUCACAAAUGGUCUCCUCCUCUUCUUUCAAUGGCAGUACUCCCACUUCAUGUUCAUCUACCGAGAAGCAUUCCUGCGAGACCAUUUCAGCGACCGUCAGAACUGCAAGUACUGGUCGCCCGGCCUGCUUCUGUCCAUGUGUGCACUUGGCCUUCAGAUGUCCUCUGAUACUCGGGAGCGCGAUCUGGGGGAUAAGUUCUAUACAGCUGCUGAGAGCGUUUGCAUUCUGUCUGGCUUAACGCAGCCGUCUAUUAUAACUGUCCAGACGAUCCUCUGCCUAGCGUUCUAUGCUCUUGGACAGGGCGAUUUAUCAAAGAGUUGGGGUCUUUCGGGAAUUGCAUUCCGAAUGGCUCAAGAUCUAGGCUUCCAAAAGGAUCCAGCCGACUGGAUACUGCAGGACUUUUCUAUAGCCACGAACGAGGACAUUGAGAUCCGGCGCCGCAUAUACUGGGGCUGCUACAACUCAGAUAAACUGAUUAGUCUGAUCCUAGGCCGGCCAGUUCAGCUGCCAUGGCACGAUGCCUCUGUUGCGCAAACUGACGUUCUUCCGGACUUUCCCCAAAUGCACGCGUGGCUUCCAGCCGGCUUCUCCAAUGACGCCAGUGCCUCCGGGAAAUCCUCGUCCCUGAUCCUCUGUUUCCGAGAGCAAAUCCGUCUGUCGAGGAGUAUUGAACGGCUCCUCUCCGGUCUCGCAUUCCUUCGAGCCGCCCCCGACGAAGUCGCCUGGGAGGGGUGCGUCGGCGAUAUGACGGUCGAGCUGUACAAGUGGCAGGACUCACUACCGCUAGCGGCGAGGUGGAAUAAGUGGGAGCCUUGCUCGGCGGUUCUCCUACCCAGUGUGGCUGUUUUGCAUCUUCUCUUCUACAGCACCCUCAUCGCACUGAACUUUGACCAGGCGGAGGCAGACCCCUCUACGAAACCACAGGAAAGUUCUAGGGAUAUAUGCGUAGCCUCGGCAGAGGCCAUUACCUGCUUAGUGAGGAAGUACCGACAACAGCACGGGUUGCGAUUCGCGCCAAUUAUUUUGAUAUACAGUAUAUCGCAGGCUGCGCGGACGCUGCGCAGCUUCGGGGCGUAUCAAGAUGAGACGGCGUAUUUGUAUAGUGUUUUGGAAGAGUGUUCUUCGACUUGGGAGCUUGCGGGCGAGGCAUUGGGGUAUAUCCAUCAAGGACAGAAUGUAGUAUAA
This is a messenger RNA of Aspergillus puulaauensis, 1719 nucleotides long. RefSeq lists its product as uncharacterized. Gene Ontology annotation, molecular function: DNA binding; DNA-binding transcription factor activity, RNA polymerase II-specific; zinc ion binding. The transcript is spliced from 6 exons. Gene Ontology annotation, biological process: regulation of DNA-templated transcription; DNA-templated transcription. The record is from RefSeq and is a predicted model, not a curated record. Lineage: Eukaryota; Fungi; Ascomycota; Eurotiomycetes; Eurotiales; Aspergillaceae. Bases 1 to 1719 code for a protein of 572 amino acids.